ACAAAUUUCCCGGGGGAGCCGGUAGAGUACAGGUUCUCAAAAGAUUCAUCAGGGGCCUAUCACUGUCUGAGGUAGAAGGAACCUGGAAGGAAGAGGACGUCAAUGACGAUGCGAUGCUCUUGUUACCUCUCCUCGUGGUAUUCUUGGUGAAUCACAGCCAGGCCCGGACUCACUCGCUGAGAUAUUUUCGUUUGGCUGUUUCGGACCCUGGCCCUGGAGUCCCCGAGUUUAUCUCUGUUGGCUAUGUGGACUCACACCCGAUCACUACCUACGACAGCGUCACCCGACAGAAGGAGCCGAGGGCUCCGUGGAUGGCGGAGAACCUGGUGCCUGAUCACUGGGAGAGGUACACGCAGCUGCUGAGGGGCUGGCAGCAGACCUUCACAGUGGAGCUGAGGCACCUGCAGAGACACUACAACCACUCAGGGCUUCACACUUACCAGAGAAUGAUUGGCUGCGAGCUGCUGGAAGACGGCAGCACCACAGGGUUUCUCCAAUACGCGUACGACGGACGAGAUUUCCUCAGCUUCAAUAAAGACACCCUGUCCUGGGUGGCUGUCGAUAACGUAGCUCAUAUCACCAAGCGGGCAUGGGAGGCCAAUCUGCAUGAGUUGCAGUACCAAAAGAACUGGCUGGAGGAAGAAUGCAUCGCCUGGCUGAAGCGGUUUUUGGAGUAUGGAAGAGACACCCUAGAAAGAACAGAGCCCCCAGUGGUAAGAACAAGUCGAAAGGAAACGUUUCCGGGGGUCACAACUCUCUUCUGCAGAGCUCAUGGCUUCUACCCACCAGAAAUUUCCAUGACAUGGAUGAAAAAUGGAGAAGACAUUGCUCAAGAAGUGGAUUCUGGAGGCGUGCUUCCCAGUGGAGAUGGAACCUAUCAAAUGUGGGUGUCGGUCGAUCUGGAUCCUCAGAGCAAAGAUGUCUAUUCUUGUCAUGUGGAGCACUGUGGCCUCCAAAUGGUUCUUGAAGCCCCUCAGGACCACGCUGGCCUCGAUCUCACAGAAGUCUGCCUGCCUCUGCCCAUACCCCUCCACCCCACCCAGAGUAAUGGGAUUAAAGACAUGCACCACUAUGCCUGGCUUCAAUUUUUAUUUUUAAUUUUUAAAAGUUUUAUUUAUUUUAUGUGUAUGUUUUUUUUGCUUGCAUGUGUGGCUGUGAACUAUAUGUGGACAGUGUCCACAAUAACCAGAAGAGGAGCACCGAGUCCCCUGGACCUAGAGUAAUAGAUGAUUGUUAGCUACUGUGUGUGCUGGGAAUCAAAUCUAGGACCCCUGGAAGAGCAGCCUGUGCUCUUAACCACUGAGCCAUCUUUCCAGUCCCAAGAUUUAUUUUAUUACUUUUAUUCAUGUGUGUAUAUAUGUGUGUCUGUGUGGGAGUAUGUGCCUAUGAAUGCAGGUGGCAAAGGAGCUUAGAAGAGGGUAUCAGAUCCCUUGGAGCUGGAGUUACAGAUGAUUGUGAACUAUCCCCAAGUAGGUACCGGAAACUGAACUCAGGUCUCUGUAAGAACAGCAAAUCCUCUUAACGGCUGAGCUCUCUCUCUAGCUCCAAAAAUGGUUCUUUUUAAUCAGUGUUUCUCACAGAGUUUGGUUCCCAUACUCUUCUAUACUCUUAUGAAUUACCUGUUGCUGUAUUACAUUUUUAAAAAUAGCCAGGCAAUGGUGGCACAUGCCUUUAAUCCCAGCACUUAAAGGCAGAGACAGGUGACUCUCUAAGUUUGAGCCAGCCUGGUCUACAGAAUGAGCUACACAGAGAAACCCUGUCUCAAAAAAACAAGAUAGAUAGAUAGAUAGAUAGAUAGAUAGAUGGAUGAUGGAUGGAUGGAUAGAUAGAUAGAUAGAUAGAUAGAUAGAUAGAUGGAUAGAGAGACAGUCUUUAAUCCCAGCAUUGGGGGCGGGAGGGGGAAGGAGAAUACUCAAAAGAGGCAGGUUGAUUUCUGAGUUUGAGGCCAGCCAGAUCUACAAAGUGAGUUUCAGGGCAGCUGGGGCUACACAGUGAAACCAUGUAUCAGAAAAAAAAACAAACAAGCAAACAAAUAGGAGAAAUCAUAAGCCUAUGCUCUACUUGCCAUCAGACAGUGAGUGAGAAGUGAUGAUGACCGAGUUUCCUAGUGGCCACAGCAACACCAUCAAUGCAGACGAGAGAAGCAACU
Molecule: messenger RNA, 2149 nt
Organism: Meriones unguiculatus (Mongolian gerbil)
Lineage: Eukaryota; Metazoa; Chordata; Mammalia; Rodentia; Muridae
Product: major histocompatibility complex class I-related gene protein
Exons: 5
Coding region: 114-1223 (369 amino acids)
Biological process (GO): immune response
Cellular component (GO): external side of plasma membrane
Source: RefSeq, a predicted model, not a curated record